Molecule: messenger RNA, 1179 nt
Organism: Effrenium voratum
Lineage: Eukaryota; Dinophyceae; Suessiales; Symbiodiniaceae
Source: the annotation of a GenBank genome assembly
AGCAAUUUUGGCCCAAGCUGCGUAGCGCAACGAAGCCAGGCCCAAACAUCCAGUCUUGACAUGGUGCGCAAGACCGCAAAGACCGUGAGCAAGGGCGCUUCCCCGGAGCUGUCCUCGGAUUCCACGGAGUGGGCAUCCGACUCCUCGGAGCAAUCCCCCCAGGAGAAGCCUACAGCGCCAGCCGUUUGUGACCCUAACCUCUGGUACAUCCACGGCAACAGCUACGACCUGCAUGAGUUCGUGAACAAGCACCCCGGAGGUCGCAUGGCCAUCCUUACAGGCCGCGGACGCGACUGCACCGCGCUCUUUGAGUCGUACCACCCCUGGAACGACAAGCACCGCAAGGUGCUGAAAGCCUACGGCGCUGCGCCCCCGCCCCCGGACCCCUUUUACGAGGAGAUCAAGGAGCGUGUGAGGGAAGCCUUCCCUGCGGGCUGCGGCAGCACCAAGAUGCGCACGCCCGCCAAAAUCGGCCUGGCGCUGGCCUGGAGCUUCAUGUCGCUGGAGCUGCAAUCCUCCCAUAUCCUCCCGCUUGGGCCAGGGUGCCACCUGGUAUGGCAUGAGCUCUCCUGGUCGGUGAGUUUUGGGCGCUUCUCAAUCGGAUGUGCGAAUUCCUCCACGAAUCAAGGCCUGCUCGCUGGCUGCUUCGUGGCUACGGAGUGGGUGAACCGCGCCUGCCUCUUCUGUGGCUUCUUCAUCGUUGGGCCCUCCUUGUGCUGGUACUAUCAGCAUGUGGUCAGCCACCACGUGAGCACAAACCAGGAUGGUGACAAGGAACGUGAUGUGGACGUGGAGUACAUUUGGCUUGCCGACCUUUUCCCUGGCUGGCUGAAGGUUCUCUCCUUGCCCGGGAUUUUCAUUGGCGCGGUUGUCGAGAUCGGCAUCAAGCGCAUGAUUGUGGACCUGCUCAUCCGCGGGCAUGUGGGGGGUCACAAGGUGGACUACCGCGGCUUGGCGAGAACGAGCAAACAUCUUAGUGGUGUGAAAGUGUCAAAAUUGGGACUUUUAGAUGUUUCGCAACAAGAACCAAACGCCAGCCUGAACAAGGGUAUCCUCAACGCAACCCAGACCCAGGUGGUUACUUUUAUCGAAAGAAGCUGUCAGCCCUACUUGGUGAGCUGCUCCAGCCACACUUUGAGUCACGGCUUGUCACUCUCCGAGUUGCUCGGACUCGUCUGA